AUGUCAUCUGGUUACUCCGUGGGUGACUUUGUCGCUGGCGCCGGGAUGGCCCAGAAACUGUACAUCCUCGUGAAGACUUCAGCAGACGCUCCCUCCGAAUAUGAAGCUGCAAUGAAGAAACUUGUCCUGACCCAACAGGCCUUCAUCACUGUGAGCCAACUCAGCCAAAACCAGGUUUUUCUGCCCCGAGACACAAUCAACUCGGCGUCAUUUCUCAUCUCAUCGUCACUGGACACGAUCUCGAAAUUCCUCAAACGAACCGAAUCCCUGAAAAAGAGUAUGUCCAGUAACGGGCCGCCAACUAUUCGAGAUAGUGGGUGCAGAAUUGGGUGGGAGUUGUACGGGAAAGACGAACUGAGAGAGCUACGCGAGAAGUUGCAUAACUGUCUCGCUGCGCUGAAUCUUCUGCUCUCCGCAGCGAACCUGUAUGGAUAUUAA
Messenger RNA from Podospora anserina S mat+, 438 nucleotides. RefSeq lists its product as uncharacterized. The coding region runs from base 1 to 438 and encodes 145 amino acids. The transcript has a single exon. NCBI's taxonomy places the organism in Eukaryota, Fungi, Ascomycota, Sordariomycetes, Sordariales, Podosporaceae. The record is from RefSeq and is a predicted model, not a curated record.